ACUAUUAAAGUGACGUUCACGUUCACGCAUGCGUGCUGUGAUGUGAUGGCCGACGACGCCAAAAUUUUCUAAAAUUAAAUAUCAUUGACGGCUUGACUACAGAUCGCGUACCUGAGUAUUGCUUUUUGUGCAUAAUAUUGAACUGUUGGUGUAGUUUUAGUGUCGAAAAUGUUGGGGUCUGGCGACGGCGGCAACAUUGUAAAGCUGAGAGGCUUGCCUUUCUCUACGACCGUUGAAGACGUCCUCGACUUUCUCAGCGGCGUCAACGUACUGAACGGAAAGGAUGGUGUGCAUCUCACUGAAGUGCGGCCUGGCAGGCCCUCUGGAGAGUGCUUUGUGGAAGUUGAGACACCAGAGGAUGUUGAUGAAGCCCUGAAAAAGGAUAAGGAGAAUAUGGGGAAGAGAUACAUUGAAGUCUUCUCCACCGACCGCCAGGAUAUGGAAUGGGCUCUAAACGCCAUGCGUCAAAGCGAAAACGGCUUUGGCAGUCUCCCCCACGUGACUGACGACAUGGGCAUCGUCAAGCUCCGGGGCCUGCCAUUUGGCUGCUCGAAGGAAGAAAUCGUCCAGUUCUUCGAUGGGUUGAACGUCGCUACUGACGGGGUGCAUUUGCUUUCGGACUCCACGGGUCGAGCCUCCGGAGAGGCCUUCGUACACUUCUCAGACAAGGAGAGCGCGGAUCAGGCGCUGUCGAGGGACAGGGAGAAAAUAGGACACAGAUACAUAGAGGUGUUCAUGAGCUCGGCCGACGAGGUGCGCGCGUACGGCGCCCGCAUGGAGGGCGGGGGCUUCCGCUCCACGCGCGGCUACCGGCCCGCGCCCUACGACCGCAACGACCGCUUCGGCGGCGGCGGCGGCCGGCCGGCGCGCGGCCGCGGCGGCGGCGGUGACAACUUCUCCGGCGGGUUCGGCGGCGGCGGUCGCGGCGGGUUCCGACGCGGAGGCGGCGGCGGCGGCGGACACUGCGUGCACAUGAGAGGGCUGCCUUUCAAGGCGUCGCCACAGGAUGUCGCUUACUUCUUCAAACCCAUCCGGCCGAUGAACAUCACCAUACUAUUCGAUAACAGUGGGCGGCCUUCGGGAGAGGCUGAUGUUGAAUUUGAAUGCCACGAGGACGCCAUGCGGGCCAUGCGUCGCGAUAAAAACAAUAUGGACCAUCGUUACAUCGAACUGUUCCUGAAAUCAGCGCCAGGUGGCGGCGGCGGCGGCUUCAAGGCAAACCGUAACUUUAGAAAUUGAAUCCAAAUGCCACACAAUAAGGUCUUUAUUGCCACAUACGCCAACAAACUUAUAAAGACCAUCGGUAAACGUAACUUUAGAAACUGAACUCUAUUGCCAACCGCUACGGUUUAUAUUCACUCAUACAAUACACCGACAGGGAUAUGUACAAGGCACGAAUGGAAUGGACGAAACUUUCGUUGUGUGAGUGACACCUGUAUCGGUAUACAGUCAGAGCCAACAUUUUAUUGGUUAACCGUUCCAUCGGUUUGCCGCUAUCACUGUCACAUUUCGCAAGAAAGAACGGGAAAGACAAUGCGCGUCUAGUGUCAAUUUUGGAUCGAAUUUUGUCGAUUUUUAUUUAUUUUAAAAACGUUGCCCUACAAUUACGAAAUUUGAAAGCUGUCAAAUUACUAUCUAAGUUAAGAUUGUUUUUUCUUCUUUUAUUGUUUAUAGUGUCACAUAAUAAAUAACCGUGUAAAGUUUGAUUAAAAGUCCUAGUUAGAGGUUACUUUGGGAAUUAAUUGUAUCCAGCGAAGUGUCAUAAUUCGUGUAUCGGAAGCUGUGUUAUUAAAGAUAAUAUAAUCAAGAACUACAUAUAUUUUUUCCACGUCUACGAAUAUCAACGUCACUUACAAAAAUAUGAUCAUAUAAGGAGAUUUUUCGCCUUCUGACUCAGGGAACGGCCUUAACGAACACACAGAUAUUUUCAUUCACUCAUUCAUUCCAUUCGUGCCAGCUCUUGUGAUUCGA
Messenger RNA from Cydia strobilella, 1971 nucleotides. RefSeq names its product heterogeneous nuclear ribonucleoprotein H2-like. Gene Ontology annotation, cellular component: ribonucleoprotein complex. The record is from RefSeq and is a predicted model, not a curated record. NCBI's taxonomy places the organism in Eukaryota, Metazoa, Arthropoda, Insecta, Lepidoptera, Tortricidae. The transcript has 8 exons. Gene Ontology annotation, molecular function: RNA binding. The coding region runs from base 169 to 1239 and encodes 356 amino acids.